AUGAUUAAAGGCUCAAGCCCGACGGAGAUGAGAUGGAGAACACAACGUGCUCUAGAUCUCAUACAGAAAUGGUGCAUAGGAAAAUCUCUAAGGGUUAACCCCAACAAAACAGAGAUGGUACUCUUCACCAAAAGAAGGAAGCUGAAAAUUACGGCUCCCUCUAUCUUUGGCAUGGAGCUUAAAUUCUCAAAGGAGGUACGCUAUUUAGGCGUAACUCUAGACAGUAAGCUCACAUGGAGACGCCAUAUCGAGAAGCAGACCCAAAAAGCAACUGCCACUUUCUGGGCAUGCAGAAGAAUAUUUGGCAUAACAUGGGGCCUGAAACCAAGACUGAUCAAGUGGAUUUACACGGCGAUCUUGGUUCCACAGCUCACCUUUGCCUCUGUUGUAUGGUGGCCUUCGCUUAAGAAGAACAUCAACAUCAAGGCAUUCCUAAAAGUCUACCGACUGUCGUUGCUAGGGAUAACUGGGGCUCUAAGAACCACAGCUACCUUAGCAAUGGAGGCGCUCCUGAACCUGGAGCCCCCGCAUAUCACUGCAGAAGCUCUUGCUAUGAAAACAGCAAUGAGAUUGCUCUUUAACGGACACUGGACAAGGGCUAGAACGGGACAUGCAGCCAUCCUAAGGGACAGGGGACUCGACAGAUUCCUAACCCAAGGAGGAGACAUGAGCCCUCGAAGCUACCACUUCAGACGUCAAUAUAAGGUCCUUAUCCCAAGUAGGCAGGAAUGGGACGAGGAAAACAAGAGCAUCCUGUCCCCCAUAGGGCUAGUCUGGUAUACGGACGGCUCAAAAACGGACAAAGGGGCAGGAGCUGGAAUUUAUAGCAGUGGACCGAAAACAGAAAUCUCUCUGCGGCUAGGGGACACUGCUUCGGUUUUCCAGACAGAGGUAUACGCGAUCUGGGCCUGUGUAGAGCACAUUUCUAAGCUCAACCACAGGAACAAGCACGUGUACAUCUGCAGCGAUAGUUGCGCUGCGCUCAGGGCACUAGAACAAACUGAAGUGUCCUCGAGACUAGUGCGAAAAUGCAUAGACUCCCUAAAUGAAUUAGCAGAGUAUAACAAAGUCAAACUACUGUGGGUACCGGGCCAUAGCGGGAACGCAGGAAAUGACAAAGCAAAUGAGCUGGCGAAAGCGGGAGCUCGUAAAAGAGACCCUGAACCAGUAAUCAGCAUAGCGGUGCCUUUUAGUCUCAUAAAGCAACACGCUUCCCUAUGGACUAAUGACAAGUUUCAGGAAGUGUGGGCAGAGGCAAAAGGCAUGAUGCAUACGAGGGCACUUUCUAAAGGACCCUCCAAGACAUUAGGCUUGUCCUUGAUAGGGCUCGACAAGAAGCUGCUAAGGCUAACUGUCGGGUAUAUCACAGGACACUGGCUAACCGGCAGGCAUCUGAGACGCCUAGGCAUCUCAGAUCACUCGAUGUGCCCCAGAUGCCUAUCGGAGGAGGAAACUCCUCUACAUCUAAUCCUCCAUUGCAGAAAACUGGCAACAGCCCGAAAGGACAUACUAGGAUUCUGCGAUGGAGAGUCUAUUGAUAUACAGGAGAUUGGCGUGGGACAGUUGCUUCACUUCUUGAAGCAGACAGGCCUGGCCAAUCUCCAAGCUAUAUAA
Cotesia glomerata is the source of this 1614-nucleotide messenger RNA. RefSeq lists its product as uncharacterized. Lineage: Eukaryota; Metazoa; Arthropoda; Insecta; Hymenoptera; Braconidae. The record is from RefSeq and is a predicted model, not a curated record. The coding region runs from base 1 to 1614 and encodes 537 amino acids. The transcript has a single exon. Gene Ontology annotation, molecular function: nucleic acid binding; RNA-DNA hybrid ribonuclease activity.